Messenger RNA from Boleophthalmus pectinirostris (great blue-spotted mudskipper), 2380 nucleotides. It is a transcript of the gene snx20, whose product is annotated as sorting nexin 20. Gene Ontology annotation, cellular component: early endosome membrane. The coding region runs from base 150 to 1010 and encodes 286 amino acids. Gene Ontology annotation, molecular function: phosphatidylinositol phosphate binding; protein binding. NCBI's taxonomy places the organism in Eukaryota, Metazoa, Chordata, Actinopteri, Gobiiformes, Gobiidae. The record is from RefSeq and is a predicted model, not a curated record. Gene Ontology annotation, biological process: protein transport. The transcript has 4 exons.
AAGCUUUGUCCUUUGGACACUUCCUGGUUCAGACACUUCUCCUCUGCUCUCAUGAAAACAUAUGUUCACUUUUACUUUUACUUUUUUUACAGAUUUUAUAAAGAGGACAAACCUGACAGACCGCUCAGGUAAGACAAAGCUCAAAUGAAAUGGCUCAAGAGGGAACAAGCCGAGGAUACACUGAUGCAGGCCUGAUGUGUCCCUACUCCAGUCUGACCACCAAAGAACUGCAGCAGAACUGGCGAGAGGAGAAGAGACAAGAGCGCCCCCGCUGGCUGCUGUUUGAACUGCCCUCACACAGGGUCAGAGAGACGGUAUUCAGCAGACAUGUGGUUUACGAGAUUGUCAUCAUGCGCUCUGGCAGCUUCGACUCUCACCGCGUCUCCAUCGAACGCCGCUACAGCGACUUCGCCAAACUCCACCAAACUCUGCUGGACGAAUUCCAAGAAGAACUCGACGAAAUCCUGCUCCCAAAAAAACUCCUCACUGGCAAUUUCAACCCGGAGCAACUGCUGGAACGCCGGCUAGCACUACAAGACUACAUCGCUAAACUGUACGCUAAAAGAUGUGUGCGCUACUCUGAACACUUCGCUAACUUUUUCACCCAUCAAGAAAUGAAAAAAGCGCAUAAUUUACUACGCGCAGGACAGUUCACACAGAGUUUAGAGUUGCUGCAGCUCGUGUUGGAGAUCCAGGAGAAACUAGCUCCGUGGCAAAGCCCUACCUUUAUGGUGCCUACAUUAGCGGCUUUGGCGGUUUGUCACAGGGACUUGGAGAAGCCGGAGGAGGCCUACGAAUCUGCGCACCGAGCCCUGCCUGCCGUGAGGAGGUACCGGCUCAAUGCGAUGGAGUACCACGCGCCCCUGCUGCAGAUGCUGGUGGAUUUGGGGUACUCUUUGGGGCGCCCCGUGGGUCAAAUGCAAGAGGAACUGAUGGCUUUGAGGGACGCGGAGAGAGGGAGGGUGGACACGAGGUCGCUGAAGGAGAUAGUGGUGCAUAAGUUUGUUUGAAAGGAUUGUGAUCUGCCCGUUAUAAUUAGGGCUGGGUAUCAUUAAGAAGUUGCCGAUACGAUGCAUACCUCGAUACAUAGGUCAUGAUAUGAUACAUAUCUUGAUACAGUGCACUUUUGAUUCGAUGCAAUAUAUUUCAAAUCGGUUACACCCUUAUCAUCAGAAAGCCCACUAGUCAGAAAAUCAUUACCUCUUCUAUUGGUUUGUCAGCAACAUUUCUCUUGAACAAUUGAAUGUAUAUUUGAUGAAAGCAACAGGGAAUAAUCCCUGGAUAUCAGGGAAGAAUCAGUAAACUUUUGGAUGUAUACCAAUUAAAAAUUCCUGCAACAUCAACAUUUUAGAGAUAUUGACAGGAAAACGCAAAAUCAUGCAUAACAGCAUUAGCUAAGACCAGCAUGACUUAAUUUGUUGGUUUACAAACCCACCAAUGCUAUAUUAAAAGAAAAAGAUUUAAAAUAAAAUUGAAAUGAAGAUUGUAGAGCUCGAAUUACUGAACAUUUUGCAAGUUGUUGCCUGAAAAUUAGACAUUUAUUAUCCCAGCAGUCACCUCCAGUCUCUCUCUCUAAAACCUUCAAAUCAGGCAAGAAAUCUAGGGGUAAUAAUGGACUCAGACUUGAACUUUAACAGUCACAUAAAAUCAAUAACAUCUGCAGCCUUUUACCAUCUAAAAAACAUAGCAAAAAUCAAAGGUUUACUGUCUAAAUCAGACUUGGAGAAACUUAUCCAUGCGUUUGUCUCCAGUAGAUUAGACUACUGUAAUGGUCUGCUCACUGGUCUCUCCAAACGAGCUGUGAGACGCUGCAGAACAUCCAGAACGCUGCAGCUCGGGUCCUUACUCGAACUAGGAAGUACGAGCACAUAAGUCCUGUGCUCAGGUCUCUGCACUGACUUCCUGUGCCUCAGAGAAUAGACUUUAAAGCAGCUCUGCUUGUGUACAAGUCUCUCCAUGGCCGAGCACCAAAGUACAUCUGUGACAUGUUAGUGUCAUAUGAACCAUCUCGCACUCUGAGGACCUCAGGGACCGACCUCCUGCUGGUGCCCAGAGUCAGAACUAAACAAGGGGAGUCAGCGUUUCAGGUUCAUGCAGCUAAAACCUGGAACAGUCUUCCUGAACAUGUGAGACAGGCCUCUUCUGUGACGCUGUUUAAAUCCAGACUCAAAACAUUUCUGUUUAACUGUGCAUAUAACUGAAAGGUUUUCAUUCCGCACUCUUCUCUCCAAUUUAUGUCUCUCUUUUUAAUUUUAAUCUUCAUGAUUAUUUAUGUUUUGAUUUGUUUUUAUUAUGAUUUUAAUGUAUUUCUUAUUCUGUAAAGCACUUUGAAUUACUUUGUGUACGAAUUGUGCUAUACAAAUAAACUUGCCUUGCCUUG